Molecule: messenger RNA, 2424 nt
Organism: Kalmanozyma brasiliensis GHG001
Lineage: Eukaryota; Fungi; Basidiomycota; Ustilaginomycetes; Ustilaginales
Exons: 1
Coding region: 1-2424 (807 amino acids)
Source: RefSeq, a predicted model, not a curated record
AUGACCAUGAGCGAGCUCGCUGUCAAUCAGAGUGCUGUCAGCACAUCGGCUACUUCCUCGGGCGCCAUGUCGCCGCACGACCCUGGCCUCUUCUCCCUGCUCAAUGCGCUCUUUGAGCCCAACUUUCUCAUCCUCGUCUCGUAUCUUUGCAUCAACCUCUACCUCGCCUUCCGCGUCGUGCGAAUCGCGACCAAGAAGUACCGCCAGCUCAGCAUGCUGCCAAAGGUCCAUGGCGAGAUGGGUCUCGUCGAGCUCGACCACGUUGGCGACGAUGUCAUGUCGGCGCAUCAAGACCUCUUCCGCACAGGCAAGAAGCCAAAGGAGAUCAAGACCGACACCCCUGUCGCUGAUGCUCUGAUCAAGCUCGCUACCUGGGCCUUUAGAAACAAGGCUCUCCACGCCAAGUGGAUCUUUGCACUUCUUGCCGUGCUCAGCCUUGCCUCGACCUGGUACUAUAUGAUCUCCUUCCUGCGUCAUUCGUACGAGGCAUACCUUGAGCGCUGCCAUCUGACAUCAUUCCCAUUGCCACCAACGCCGCCUCCCUUCGAUCUCGGACGACCAGAACUGCUCGUACCUGCGUUACACUUGCGUGUCCUCCGCAUAUCGCAGUGGCUCGGCUCGCUGAGCCUCUUUAAGGAAGCUUGGAUGGAGGUCAUCAAGGAUAACACCUCGUGGUGGUGGAGCAGCGAGAUCUGCAUCAUCACCGUGGGCGCAUGGGCCCUCUUUCUGCGUCACGAGGCCGAGCGCCUUCGCAUCCCUCACGUCUGGACCAUCAUGGCGCUCGGACAGCUUGUCGCCAUCAGCUUUGCCUUCAAUCUCUUCAACCUCGCCGUCAUAUACCGCCUCGAUGCCUUCGAUCUCAUUGCUGCCCGCUCGGACACGAAAUUCAAGGCCAGAGAGCGCAUCUUCAAGCCGCUGGAAGACGACGAAGAUGAUUCUCCGCCCACUAUCUCCCCGCAGCCCGAGUCCGAGCGAUUAAGGCAGGAGCAGGGAGGCUUCACCGUCGCCAUGAACAGACCCCGAACAGCUCGUCAUUCUCCUCCAUUUGCUCUUCCUCCCACUCCGCGCGAUUCUCCCGACCCCAACGUCAGGCACUUCAAGACCGACAUCACCAUCAGGAAGACACCGCUGCCUCCUCAGCCAACGAUGAUGGACAAGGUAGCUCGUACAAUGCAACACUGGAUUCCAGAGAAAGUCGGCAUGCCUCUGUUCAUCCUUGCUGGCCUCUCAUCGGUACUGCAGCACCCCAACAGCUUUACGAAAGUGAUGAUCAUGCACGUCUUUCCUCUGCUCGUCUCGCUCUACGUCACCUACAAGCCGCCUCGCGCUUCGAGAGAGAAUCGCCCCACGAUGGGGCGACGAUGGCAGCUGCCGACGCCUCACCGCACGACACGGCAGAUCUUGUCUAAGCUAAUGUCGCGCAGCAAGCUUCGAGUGCCUUUCUGGAAAGACGCAAAGAUGUACUUCCUUGGUCUCGCCGCCAUCAGCAUCGUACUGCGACUGUGGCUCACCCUCGCCUGCUUCUUGGAGGUCAACGGCAGCCGCACCUUCCUGCACCGUAUCUUUGGCACGAUCAGCUUGCUCUUUCCAACUACAUUCUUCCGCCACCCAGCUCAGAGCUCGAUCAGUUCGGAUCAUGUCUGCGUUGCAGUCAGUGCAUCGGUCUUCGUACUCAUCGAGAGCGGCCUGUGGUUGUGGAAGGCAGCUGUCGCAAGCCCAAGCGCCAAACACCCCGCCAUCAGCGAUCCCGACGACGAAGACGACGACGACGAUGCUCCGCCAGGUAUGAUGAACUUUCCCCUGCCUUCCUCGCUCCGACUUGAUCGAGCGGACCGUCAUGUCAUCGAGACGCAAGCACGCGCCGUUGUCGCUCUGCUCGCUCUAUCGCCGUUCCUAGGAGGCAGCGCGACGCUGUCUCUGUACUUGGCAGCACGAUGUACGUGGGUCGAGCAGUACGACAGGCAUCGACAAGAACGAGACGACGACAUCCUCCAUGAACCAGGCCGUCCAGGCGAGAUCGUCAUCGAGAACAAAGAAGAAAUCGAACUUGUCGAGAACGAGGAAGGUGAGCGAUACAUUGAGAGGCGAAAGAUCAAGAUCAGCGAGGCAUUUCGUCGAGGCGCGCCCCGAUCAGCACAGCCUGCCAAUCCAGUCCCGUCUGUCCCGCACAUGGACGUAGGAAACGGAGAUCCACCGACGCCAAGCUCGUCGUCGACAUUCGUACUCGACGGCACCCCUAGCGAGGAUGAUCACGGUGGAUCGCAGCCAACGCCUCGCACUCGACGUCGUAUGAGAGGCUCAACAGCGGACAGCGAGGCCGCUUCCGGCCAUGAAGAGACCGCACGUCGAUCGACGCAAACGCGACAUCGUCAUCCUCCGCAGCGGUAUGGCGAUCCCGUGCCCUUGAGCUCGCCUCGACGAUGA